Messenger RNA from Drosophila albomicans, 1075 nucleotides. RefSeq lists its product as uncharacterized. Lineage: Eukaryota; Metazoa; Arthropoda; Insecta; Diptera; Drosophilidae. The coding region runs from base 23 to 1075 and encodes 350 amino acids. The transcript has 2 exons. The record is from RefSeq and is a predicted model, not a curated record.
AAAUUUAAACUUGACCGACCAGAUGGCACUAUACGAAGCCAUUGAUGACAAUUCGAAUCGCAUAAGAAAAAAUCUGAUCUAUACCUGGAGACAGCAGUCUCGCAUUGAACUUUAUUCAGAGGAUUUUGAGAUGCUUAAAAACAACCGGUCAUUGUUGAACAUAUUUAUGUCCAGCAUCAGGGUGAAUGUGGAGCAAAUGAAGCUGGUGCGUGCACCAAUGGAAUUUUUGAAGAUCUGCAAAAAUUACUCUUUACCAAGAGUACAAAUAUUAUCCUACACAUUGGAUGACUCUCGUAGUCGUGUUGAGGCACAACAAAUAUUGACGAAAAUCUUUCCUGACGUGCGCUGUGUGAAGCCUGAUAAACGCAUUUGCUACUGCUCGUUGUCGAAGUGGGCGCAUUUUCGGACGCUAAUCAUUAGAGAAGAGUUCUUGUGGCGCGACCCAAACCAUUAUUGUAACCUUCGACAUUGCACGUUGAUUGAGGAUCUCAUUGCACCUGACAUCUACAUUAUGAGCCAUUCAUUUGAUGGAUUCAUGCCCUUGCCCAAGCUGCGGACCAUUACUAUUUGUGUGUCCCACAGAUAUAUAACCACGCCGCUUACCGCUCUCAAGGGUAUAGACAAAUACGGCGGUACUGAAGGCAAUACAGACAACAUAUGCGGUUUGAUGCUAGACGGAGUUUGGUGCACAUAUUCCGAUCUAUGCGGUGUGGUUAGAUCUUUAAGAAACCUUGUGCGUCUGGAUCUCGACCGCUGGAGCUGCUUAAAUGAGAGACGCCUCUGGACAAUUGUAGCCAAAAGCCCAUCGCUGGAGAUCCUGGAUAUAACAAGGAUGAAUCUUGGACGGCACUUUUUUUCAAUGAACCGACGUCUCAUGAACAGAACAAUGCGCAAUCGCCAUGCUCAUUUGACAGUCAUUUACGCUAAUAUUGGCCAAAACGAAGUGCUGAUCCGUCGUCACUUCACGCAUCCUCGCCUGAAACUUAUUUCAGGGCGCAAAAAACUAACAGGCAUCCCUGGACCCAUUAUAAAAUUGAAAUUAACUCCCAAAAUUGAUAUUGUACCCAACAUUUAA